AUGCAGAUUUUCGUAAAGACCCUCACGGGCAAAACCAUCACUCUCGAAGUAGAGUCCUCCGACACUAUCGACAAUGUCAAGGCUAAGAUCCAAGACAAGGAGGGCAUCCCCCCCGACCAGCAGCGCCUCAUCUUCGCUGGCAAGCAGCUCGAGGAUGGCCGCACCUUGAGUGACUACAACAUUCAGAAGGAGUCCACCCUUCACUUGGUGCUCCGCCUCCGUGGUGGUGCCAAGAAGCGCAAGAAGAAGACCUACAACACCCCCAAGAAGAUUAAGCACAAGCGCAAGAAGGUCAAGAUGUCUAUCCUGAAGUACUACAAGGUGGACUCGGAUGGCAAGAUCAAGCGCCUCCGUCGCGAAUGCCCUUCUGCUGAGUGUGGUGCCGGUAUCUUCAUGGCUUUCCACAAUGACCGUCAAUACUGUGGAAAGUGCGGCCUGACCUACACCUUCCAGCCUGGCACCAAGCCCCCCGUCGUUUAA
Molecule: messenger RNA, 480 nt
Organism: Pleurotus ostreatus (oyster mushroom)
Lineage: Eukaryota; Fungi; Basidiomycota; Agaricomycetes; Agaricales; Pleurotaceae
Gene: RPS27A
Product: ribosomal 40S subunit protein S27A
Exons: 5
Coding region: 1-480 (159 amino acids)
Biological process (GO): protein ubiquitination; translation; modification-dependent protein catabolic process
Cellular component (GO): ribosome; nucleus; cytoplasm
Molecular function (GO): ubiquitin protein ligase binding; protein tag activity; structural constituent of ribosome
Source: RefSeq, a predicted model, not a curated record